AUGCAUUUCUCCACCGCCGCAGUUCUUGUCGCUCUCUCCUCCCUCGGCGUGACAUACGCUGCACCCUUCGCCAAUCCUCAAGAAGGGAUCAUUCGCCGCAAAGUCAGCUACCAAGUGGUCAAUGUUGACGGAGAGUCCACCAGUUCUUCUGCUCCAGAAAUCGAGACUGUCACUGAGACCAUCAAGUCUGUGACCACUGCUCCUGGGGCUGCUCCUCAACCUGUGACCGUUACCAUCACUACCACUGCUACUCCAUCAACUACGCCCACCCCGAGCUCAACUCCCCUCUCUCAUGCGGCACCUCCCCCUGGGGCUUCAUUCUUCCCUCCUCCCAAUUCUGGCUCAGGCUUCUUCCGCCGUGGCCUGAUGGCUGCUGGUGAUCCUCUGAAGUUCGCUCGUGGCUAUGACUCUUCUGUGGCCAGUGUCACCGCGACUCCUCUGGUUGCCCGCGGAUGGUACUCUUCUUCCGUUGUGACUCCCACUUCCAGCGCCAUCAACACGCCUUCUUUGGUUGCCCGUCAGUUCGGUAGCUGGGCGUCUUUCUCUGUUGCAACUCCUUCCUCGAGCGUGAGCCCUUCCCUGGCUGCUCGUCAGUUCGAUGUUGAGUGCUCUAGCGUUUCGCCGUCAGCCACCCCCAGCUCGACUGCGCUUGUCUCUGCUACUCCUCUUGUCGCUCAAGAGUUCCGUGCUUCUUCCAGCACUCCCUCUUCCAGCUGGAGCAUUCCUGCUUCGUACACUCCCCUCGCUGCUCGGGACUUCCACAACGAAUACUACCCCAGCGCGUCUAGCUCGGCCACGCCCAGCUCCAGCUUCACGCUUUCUCCUUCUGCCAAUGCUCUGCUUUACUAA
Penicillium subrubescens is the source of this 849-nucleotide messenger RNA. RefSeq lists its product as uncharacterized. Bases 1 to 849 code for a protein of 282 amino acids. The record is from RefSeq and is a predicted model, not a curated record. NCBI's taxonomy places the organism in Eukaryota, Fungi, Ascomycota, Eurotiomycetes, Eurotiales, Aspergillaceae. The transcript has a single exon.